This is a messenger RNA of Cylindrotheca closterium, 864 nucleotides long. NCBI's taxonomy places the organism in Eukaryota, Bacillariophyta, Bacillariophyceae, Bacillariales, Bacillariaceae. The record is from the annotation of a GenBank genome assembly.
AUGUCAGGACUAUCAGUAGGAGGCUUCAUCGGCAUCGUAAUUGUCAUUCUCAUCUUGAACGUUGGGGGAGUGAUCGGAUACUACAAGUUCACCGAAAAGAACCCUGAUAAGGCCGUCUCUGUCAAUCUAGAUUCGGGAUUAGUCCCCAAGAUCAGAUAUGGUCUAUUGGGACUCAUUCUACUUUCCUGGAUCUUUUCCAUUGCCUGCACCACUGCGUGUACCUUUAUCGAGGUCGAGCAAAACACUAAGGUGUUUUUGGGAAUGGGUUCCCAGUACAACACCAACUAUUCAGGCAAAUUCUACUUGGGACUGCGAGGUGCUGAGUAUGGUGGAGAAUGCACGACUGGUGACAUGGGCGAAGAUCGUAUCCGAACGGCCUAUGCCUUUGGCGUCAUCAACAAUCUUUUGACGACUGCCGCAUUGAUUGGUGUGCCAUUGGUGUUGUUCAAUGUCAUCAAGAAUGCCGAAAUGGCCACCAAGAUUUGGAAAAUCAUGGGAUUCCUCAUGCUCGCAUCUACAUGGUGCUGCCUAUUUACCUUUUACGUCCAGCAAACUGGCGCCUGUGAUGGAAUUAAUGAUUUUGUCGAGAUUGAAUGUUCGUUGGGUGGAGCAGGAAUCGCCCAAGUCUUCAAUUCCAUCUUCUUGAUUGGUAUCUGUCUGCUAUUCUUUAUCCUUCCACCACCAGCGGUAGAAAGUGCAGACAGCAACGAAGCUAACAAGAAGGGCAAGGAUGGCGAGGAGAAAAAGGAGAAGGCCCCUGAUGAAGAACCAACCAAGUCCAAGGACGACAGCAGCGAAGAAGAAAAAGAAGACGAAGAAACCGGAGAAAAGGGUGAUUUUGUCAAUGCCAAGGAAGAGGACUAA